AUUUCUCGCAAAGCUUUCGUCACUAAUUGUGGUUACGCUUUAGAGGCUCCCCUCUCAUCCCCCACAUGAGAACACUUGACCUGCCUCACCGAGCCAGGAUAAUUACUACGUUCUCUUGGCAUCGCCAUUAUACGUCAAUGGAUACUGCCUUAUCGGAUGUCUUUUCAUCUACGCUAUGCUAAAUUGUAACCAUGUCCGAGUGGUCGUGCACCUGCAUAUGAAAUAGCAUUCGCUUUUUGAAAUAUUAUAACUACCUACCUAAGGUACCUAGGUUAGUUGAGAUAAUAAUUUUAAAGGUGUAGGCUUGCUAACUACCCUUGAUUAUCUACCUAUUGGUAUGAAAGAGAGGCUCGUAUGCUACCUUCUUAAGCACUGUAAGCGCCCUUCUAAGAUGAGUCCCUUGGCGCUCGAGCGCUGGACGCUAUUCCAGACGCUCUUGUUUUUAUGUAGUCCUUUUGUUGCCGCAGUUAGCUAUGGCGAGAACCACGCCCCAGUCGAGAAAGAUGAGGAGCUUGUAGCAGCAAACUUCCCUAACACCAAUGAGACGCUGUUCUCACCGGCGUUUACGGACCUAGGGAGCAUCUUGCCGGGGUUCACUAAUGGUACGGAUGGCCCGACCGAUGAUGCGACACUUGACAUAUUUCUGCGCUCAAUAGCGGAGCGGAAUGACUGGGUGCAAUAUAAGGUUGCAGAUUUCACCUCCGAGGAGGGACGCGCGUUCCCCUACGUCGUUCUGUCAAGCCCAUCCUCGAAAAGAACCAAGGAGCCAAAACUCCGCGUCUGGAUCCAGGGAGGCGUGCAUGGAAAUGAGCCCGCGGGAGACCAGGCAGUGCUUGCGCUGCUAGGCAAGCUGGAUGCAAAUUACAACUGGAGGGAACGACUUCUCGAGCGUUUGGAUAUCACGUUGCUGCCCCGGUAUAACCCGGACGGAGUCGCAUACUUCCAACGCGCCCUGGCAAGCAACUUAGAUCCGAACCGCGAGCAUACGAAGCUCUUCCGAGAAAUAUCCAGAGGCCAUAAGCGUCUCCUUAGUUCCUUCGCGCCGCACAUCACAGUCGACAUGCACGAGUUCACAGGGACCCAGCCCUCCGGCAGCGGCGGGAUAUAUAAGCACGGGAUGGACGCGCUCAUCGCCGCGGGCAAGAACCUCAACACUCACCCCGACAUCCGGAACAUCUCGGAGGUGCUCUUCUCGGCAGGUGUCGGGCAGCGUCUGGUGCAGAAGGGGUUCCGAUGGGAACCGUAUUUCACGGGAGCGUCUACGGGAUCGGAUAUCGUGCUCGAUGAGGCGGGGAGCGAUGCGAAGAGCGGGAGGAAUAAUUAUGCACUGACGCAGAGCGUGACGAUUCUGUGUGAAGUUAGGGGGAUUAGGCUUGCGGAUCAGCAUUUUCAGAGGAGAGUUUCUACGGCGCUGAGUAUGGUUGGGGGGAUAUUGGAUAUUGCGGUGGAGAAUUUUGAGGAGGUGUAUCGGACGGUCGAGGGUGCUAUAGACAAGUUCAUCCACAGUGAUGAUCCUAUCGUACUAACAGACUACCCCAACCCGACGAACCGCAACAUUACCUUCAUCAACCGUACCGACGGGCAGCUUACGCAAGUCCCCGUGACCUUCCUCAGCACGACACCCACAACCGCAAACCAAACACGUACCCGCCCCGAAGCAUACCUCAUCCCACGAACAUGGUCCGAACUAGCAUCCCGCCUUCGCGACUCCGGGGUCGUCGUCGAGACCCUCAAAGACGGAUAUCGCGGCCCAGCCGAAGCGCUCACAAUCACAUCAGCAUCGGUCGCAAGGGGGUACUACGAGGGCGCGGUGCAAGUCACAGUGACGACGAAGCCCGUGCAGAAAGAGGUGCUUGUGCUUCCGCCGGGAAGCUUCCGGGUCAGUAGCCGGCAGAAAAAUGCCGCGCUAGCGUUCGUUGCGCUCGAGCCGGAGAACGUUGAUUCGUAUGUGCGGUUUAAUCUUGUCCCGGUGCAGGUGGGAGAUGAGUAUCCGAUUUUUAGGGUGCCAAGGGGGGAGCUGAGUGAGUGAACUGAGAGUGAGGUGUUUAUUAACUGGUUAAGUGAGGGUUAAUAAUAUGAGCA
Messenger RNA from Daldinia decipiens, 2082 nucleotides. Its product is annotated as Zn-dependent exopeptidase. Bases 338 to 2029 code for a protein of 563 amino acids. The record is from RefSeq and is a predicted model, not a curated record. Lineage: Eukaryota; Fungi; Ascomycota; Sordariomycetes; Xylariales; Hypoxylaceae. Gene Ontology annotation, biological process: proteolysis. Gene Ontology annotation, molecular function: zinc ion binding; metallocarboxypeptidase activity. The transcript is spliced from 3 exons.